Gavia stellata (red-throated loon) is the source of this 1260-nucleotide messenger RNA. It is a transcript of the gene ZNF511, whose product is annotated as zinc finger protein 511. NCBI's taxonomy places the organism in Eukaryota, Metazoa, Chordata, Aves, Gaviiformes, Gaviidae. The transcript has 7 exons. The record is from RefSeq and is a predicted model, not a curated record. Bases 1 to 813 code for a protein of 270 amino acids.
AUGCUGCCGCUGCCGCCCGGGCUGCGCCGCCGCCUGCGGGAGGGGCCGCGUCCGCCCCUCGCGCCGCCGCCGCCGCCGCCCCGCGUCCCGCCGCCCCCACCCUUCACCUUCGCUCCCCGCCGCCUCCGCCUCGGUCCCCACCACCCGCUCCUCGAGGAUGGGGACGUUCACAGGCACCUCUACCUCCAGGGUGUCCUCACCAGCUUCGCGGAGGUGGCGGAGAGACCCAAGGUGUCUGAAUUCAGUUGCCACAUCUCUGGGUGCUGCCAGGUCUUUGAUACACUGGAGGGCUACGAGCACCACUACAACACGCUGCACAGGAACGUCUGCUCCUUCUGCAAGUGCUCCUUUCCGUCGGGGCACCUCUUGGAUGUUCAUAUCUUGGAGUGGCACGACUCGCUCUUCCAGAUAAUGGCCGAGAAGCAAAACAUGUACAAGUGUUUGGUAGAAGGCUGUGCGGAGAAGUUCAAGAGCAGCAAGGAGAGAAAGGACCACUUGGUCACCGUUCACCUUUAUCCUGCUGACUUUCGGUUUGAUAGACCGAAGAAAGUGAAAAGUGGCCCCAAGCACGUGAGCUGUCCCACGAAGCAGCGUGCCAGCGUGCCGAUGGAUGUGAGCGUGGAGACGUCGGAGCGAUUCCAAGUGGACCCCAUGGAGAUAGGGCCCGGUGAGAACAUGGAGAUCCCUCAGCCUGCAGCCAGUCCCGGCCCCUCGGUGCCGGAGAAACGACUCUAUAAAUCCAGGAUCCCAUCCUCGAUUUGCUUUGGACAAGGUGCCACCCGAGGAUUUAAAGGACCCAGGAAGAAAGUCUGAAGUGUUCUUAAAAGCUCCCAGCGAGGACAGCCCUUGGGACGGCACGCAGACGUGGGGCGGGUUGAACUCCGCAUCAGUUGCUCCCAUUAAAGAGUCUCGGACUGUGGUGGAGCACUGCGACGUGGAGGUGAGAGGGAAUCAGCUGCUGGAGCUGAGGUGACGCAGGAUCUUUUUUUUUUAUUUUUUGCCUUUUUGGGGGAAAAAAUAGAUUCAAGAAAUUCCAAGACAAAAUCUGCUGACUGUACGGAAGCUGGAGCUACCGACAAAAAAAGAAAACAACAAAAAAAAAGCAUUGGUCCCUAACUCUGACCUUCUCCGUCUUGCUGAAGUCUGCUCUGCUCCCCGGCGCUUGCUCUGAAACCCACGCGAAAGGUUUGCCAGGGCCGGGGAAAGCGUUCUGGUGCCUUGCAGCUUAUUUCCACGGGGAGUUAAAAUAAAGUGACUAUC